Molecule: messenger RNA, 8829 nt
Organism: Neoarius graeffei (lesser salmon catfish)
Lineage: Eukaryota; Metazoa; Chordata; Actinopteri; Siluriformes; Ariidae
Product: 1-phosphatidylinositol 4,5-bisphosphate phosphodiesterase beta-4-like
Exons: 40
Coding region: 503-4249 (1248 amino acids)
Biological process (GO): phosphatidylinositol-mediated signaling; lipid metabolic process
Molecular function (GO): phosphatidylinositol-4,5-bisphosphate phospholipase C activity; calcium ion binding
Source: RefSeq, a predicted model, not a curated record
CUUUGUGGUUCGGGAGUGUUGCUGUCGUAGCUGUGUGGUGGAACAGACUCCUAUAUACUCCAGCAUACUGUUGAUUUUCUCCUCCUCCUCCUCCUCCUCCUCCUCGUCCUCUUCUACCUCUUUAACCACUGUAGUUGCUGGAGGAAGGGCACUUGUGCAUGACUCACUCCCCCUGCUAACCUUUCAUUCAUUCAGCAGAGAGAAAGGGAAGGAGUGAGGGAGGGGGUUUCUGUAGAGGCUCUCCACUGGAGGGCGAGAGGUAACAGGACUGGGCAGCAGUAUCAGGAGGCAGGGACACACAGAAGGAGAGGACAGCAGCUGGACAAAAUCCUGCCCGGGGAUCUGACAAGCUCCGGAUUUACCUUCAAUCAGCUGUUCACGAAAAGAGAUGCUGUUGUCCCAGUGAAACACUAGAUGCAGCACUGAACAUCCUCAUCUGCUGUCCUCGGUCAUCCAGCUGUCCCUGACACAACUCUAACAUCUGUCUGAUCUGAGAGCAGCCAUGACGAAGUCAUAUGAAUUCAACUGGCAGAAGCAUGUCCCUGAUUUCCUGCAGGAAGGUGCCGUCUUUGACAGAUUCGAUGAGGAUCCUUUUGUCUUUGAAUCCAGCUGCCUUUUCAAAGUUGACGAAUUUGGAUUCUUUCUCACAUGGAAAGGUGAUGGCAAGGAGGGCCAAGUCCUCGAAUGUUCCCUCAUAAACAGUGUCCGCCCAGGAGCAGUGCCAAAGGACCCAAAGAUCGCCGCAUCUCUGGAGGCAGCGGGGAGGAGCGAGGCCGAUCUGGAAGGCUGCGUCAUCUGUGUGUGCAGUGGCCCCGACCUGGUCAACCUCAGCUUCAUGUACAUGGUGGCUGACAGCACUGACACUGCCAAGAAAUGGAUGGAUGGGCUGAAAUCAGUCAUUCACAACUUCAAGGCAAACAACGUGUGUCCAAUGACUUGCCUUAAGAAGCACUGGAUGAAACUGAGCUUUCUGACUAACGUCAAUGGGAAAAUCCCAGUCCGAGGCAUCACAAGGACAUUUGGCUCGGGCAAAACUGAGAAAGGAAUAUUCCAGGCCUUGAAAGAGCUCGGCCUCCCCAGUGGGAAGAAUGACGAAAUUGACCAUUCCGUGUUCACCUUUGACGUCUUCUAUGCGCUCACUCAGAAAAUAUGCCCGCGCACAGAUAUUGAAGAACUCUUCAAAAAGAUCAAUGGGGACAAAAGUGAUUAUUUAACAGUAGACCAGUUAGUCAGCUUUCUGAAUGAAAACCAGCGGGACCCUCGGCUGAAUGAAAUCCUUUUCCCCUUCUAUGACCCCAAACGAGUCAUGCAGAUCAUCGAGAAGUAUGAAAGAGACGAAGACCUAAAGAAGAAAGGUCGUAUGUCCAACGAUGGUUUCUGCCGGUACCUGAUGUCAGAUGAGAACGCUCCUGUGUUUCUGGACCGCCUGGACCUGUGUCAGGACAUGGACCAGCCUUUAGCACACUACCUCAUCAGCUCCUCACACAACACAUACCUGACAGGCAGACAGUUUGGAGGCAAAUCGUCUGUGGAAAUGUACAGACAGGUGCUGCUUUCUGGAUGCAGAUGUGCGGAGCUAGACUGCUGGGAUGGAAAAGGAGAAGAUCAAGAACCCAUCAUUACCCACGGAAAGGCCAUGUGUACUGAUAUUCUCUUCAAAGAUGUAAUUCAGGCGAUUAAAGAGACCGCUUUCGUGACAUCGGACUAUCCUGUUAUUCUUUCAUUUGAAAACCACUGCAGUAAACCUCAGCAGUAUAAGAUGGCAAAGUACUGUGAGGAUAUCUUCGGAGACCUGUUACUCAAACAGCCACUGGAGGGCUUUCCAGUACGUGAUCUUCUGAAUCAUCACUCACACACGAUCUAUCAAAGACCUAGAGAGUGUGCCAUGAUUGAGGCUGGACGCCCACUACCUUCCCCAAAUGACCUCAAAAGAAAAAUCCUCAUAAAAAAUAAACGCUUAAAGCCAGAAGUGGAACAGAAGCAACUGGAGUCGUUUAAGAGACACAUGGAGGCAGGAGAGAUGAGUGUACAGGCAGGAGAGGAUGAAAAUGAAGAAGACAUAGAGAACGCAGACGGUAAAGACCUCAACUCGGAGACAAAAACCCGCAACAACAUCUCCUCAGAAGAGCCAAGUGAACAAGACACACAUGAAAACAGUGUCAGGAAGUACAAGAUUCCUGAUGACGAGACCACAGAGGUUUCAGAGGCAACAGAAGCAGAUGCAACUGAUGUGUCAGAGGCUUCAGAUCUUGAUAACAAGAAGAAGGGUGUGGAUACGGCAGAGGAUGCAGAUGCUGAACAGCAGCUAAUUGCCUCGUAUAAGUAUGAAGGCGCCACAACCAACAUCCAUCCUUAUCUUUCUGCCAUGGUGAACUACGCCCAGCCAGUCAAGUUCCAGAACUUCGAGAUUGCAGAGGAGAAAAAUAUUCAUCACAACAUGUCAUCCUUUAAUGAGUCUGUUGGUCUUGGCUACCUAAAAACCAACGCCAUUGAAUUCGUGAACUAUAACAAGCGGCAGAUGAGCCGGAUCUAUCCCAAAGGAGGCCGUGUGGACUCCAGUAAUUACAUGCCUCAGAUCUUUUGGAACGCUGGGUGCCAGAUGGUGUCUCUGAACUUUCAGACUCCAGAUUUGGCUAUGCAGCUGAACCAGGGGAAGUUCGAGUACAACGGUGCGUGUGGGUACCUACUGAAACCAGAUUUCAUGCGCCGCUCUGACAGGAUGUUUGACCCAUUCUCUGAGACACCAGUGGACGGUGUCAUCGCUGCCACCUGCAGUGUUCAGGUGUUCUCGGGUCAGUUUUUAUCCGAUAAGAAGAUUGGCACAUACGUAGAAGUGGACAUGUACGGCCUUCCCACUGACACCAUCCGAAAAGAGUUCCGCACCCGCAUGGUGAUGAACAACGGCCUGAAUCCAGCCUACAAUGAAGAGCCUUUCGUUUUCAGAAAGGUCAUCCUACCUGAACUGGCUGUGCUCAGAAUCGCAGUGUAUGAUGAUAAUAAUAAGCUGAUUGGUCAGAGGAUCCUGCCACUGGACGGCCUUCAGGCUGGUUAUAGACACAUCUCUUUGAGAAACGAGGGUAACAAACCGCUCUCUCUACCCACCAUCUUCUGCAAUAUCGUCCUCAAGACCUACGUACCUGAUGGCUUUGGGGCUAUUGUGGAUGCUCUCUCAGACCCAAAGAAGUUCCUUUCCAUAGCAGAGAAGAGAGCAGAUCAGAUGAGAGCUCUUGGUAUUGAAACGAGUGACAUUGCAGAUGUGCCAAAUGAAAUGUCCAAGAAUGAUAAGAAGGGCAAAGUGAAUCAGGUGAAGGCGAGCGUGACGCCUCAGACCAGCGCAGACAUGGGUCAGACCUACAGCACCACUCAGAACAACAGCUCUGAAACCAAGAAAGAUUCUGCUCUGGUGAACCAGGUGACCAUUGAGGACCUGAAACAGAUGAAGACCUAUGUUAAACUAAUAAAGAAGCAACAGAAAGAGUUAAACACUUUGAAGAAAAGACAUACAAAGGACCACAAUGCCAUGCAGAAAUCCCAUUGUACCCAAGUGGACAAGAUGGUGGCUCAACAUGACAAAGAGAAAUUUACACUGGAAAAACUGCUCGAGAAAGCAAUCAAGAAGAGGGGAGAAAACAACUGCUCUGAGUUAAAGAAGGAGAUUGCAGGAAAAGUGGAGACCCUCACGUCCGACCACAAAGCAAAGGUGAAGGAUAUCGUAGCCCAGCAGACGAAGGAGUGGUCUGAGAUGAUCAACUCUCACAGCACGGAGGAGCAGGAGAUGAAGGACGCACAUGUGACGCAACAGUGUGAGCAUCUGAAGAAACUAUUGUCUACCGUCCAGGAGCAGCAAACCCUGCAGCUCAAACUUAUCCAUGAACGACAGAGCAAAGAAAUGAAGGCUAAUCAGGCCAAGACAUCCAUGGAGAACAGUAAAGCCAUCAGCCAGGACAAGAGCAUUAAAAACAAGGCUGAGAGGGAACGGAGGGUGCGGGAAUUGAAUAGCAGUAACACAAAAAAGUUCCUUGAGGAAAGAAAACGGUUGGCUAUGAAGCACUCAAAAGAAAUGGAGCAGUUGCAGAAAUCGCAGCGUGAGCAGCUGGAGAAACUGGAGAAAUUCAACGAGCAGCUUUUGAAAUCACAUCAUGCAAACUCUCAGAGUCAAGGCCAAGGACAUGCAGCAGAUGGUGAAGCUGGAGGCGGAGAUGGACCGCAGACCAGCCACAGUGGUUUAGCCACUCCAGCCAUCAACUAAGUAACAGAGAGAGACUCCUUCUCUACACCACCAUCCUCAACUCCCAAGUUCUGUAAAUUCCAAAAACUCUGAACACUUCUCCUCCUUCUUGUUCUUCUUCUUCUUCUCCUCAUAGUCUUUGACUGCUCUGAGGCUCCUGUCGACCGUUUGUGGAUCCCUAAGAACUCCAUCAAGCAUGGAAUGAAAAAUAUGGCUCCACCCCUAAUAAAGCUUCCUCCGUUGCUCCCUUUUGCUCAGCUCCUCUCCACUGCCUAUAUCCAACCAGCCCUUAACGUCGACCUCUGUCUGUAGUCCGUCCUCACUGCUGAGGUGCUCCUUCUGCUAGGUUUUCUGCAGGAACUAGACCCAUGUUGGAUGCACACACACACACAGCAGUGUUUUUUGUUUUGUUUUUUUCCUGCCAUUGCCAGUGCUCACACUUUGACAAUUCCUGUCAUGGCGGCUCAAGAUGGACAGAAGUCAAAGUGUUCUUUAUAAGCCUUUUAAGUUAUGUCUCAAUGGUACUAGAGUAUAGUAGCAGCACCAGGCAUCUAAAGGCAUAACAGAAACGAUUUUAUUUGUGUUCUUUGUCAGUACAAAUUUGUGAAAACAAGUUGAGAAAAAUAUCCUGAGCACUUUAUUUGUGAUAGGCUGUCAAAGAAAUUUGUAGCAACGCACUCGGUUAUACCUGUACUAAGAAGAAACAGUCAAAUGUCCAAACACUGUUUUGAGGAUGAAAAGGUCUGAUGUGAAUGAAACCAAACAAAGCAGACAACGUAGUAGUUCUUACACUUUUUUUCUUAUGAAAUGCAGUUUGUUUUUAAGACUUACUUCUAUUAUUUUUGUUUAAUUCAUUAUCAGGUAAAGAUUGUUUGUUUAUUUGUUUUAGCAAUGUUUGGUCUGAAAUACCACUAUGACUUGUUUUGUGUUUGCAGAUAUAUUUGGACACUGUACUGUACCUGUUACACUGUUUGUUUGUUUGUUCACAGAUUUACAUGUAAUGAGAGUUAUUGUGUUGACAUUCCAUGAUGGAUCUAAGUGGUAAAGUGGAAAAGGUUUCCAUGCACUACAGGAAUUUUGUUUGGAAAUGAUCGGUUUGCUCCCAGCACUCAACAAAAAUUCAUUUGGCAACAAUCGUUGAAAUUGGCUGAGUGGAAUGAAGAUUGUUUGUGAAGGUUCUCAGUCAUCCAGGUCAUCAUAAACCGUAGGUGCAAAAGAAGGCAACUGGACUUGCUUGAAAUCCUUGAAGACAUUUCACCUCUCAUCCAAAAGGCUUCUUCAGUUCUGUCUGACUAGUGGGGAGUUCCAGGUAUUUAUCAUCUAGUGGACCAAAAGCAACCCUAAGGAGAGUUGUUGAGGUCACAUGGGUUGUUGACCCUCUCAAUCAUCCUGUAGGUUAUUAGGGUCACUGGAGGCCAGGUGUGAACAGUGUUGGGCCAUUAGGGCGAUCUAUGGGUCGUUAGCUCUCUCUGCCAUCAUGUGAAUCAUUGAAGACAGCUGAGUUGUGGUGUGGAUGUGUAUUCAGUUUUCUGGGAAGUGUGCCAAGGACUGCAUUGUCGGUGGCUGAUAAGUGGUGUCUCAGACCACCUCCUCUAUUCAGUGAUGGCCGUUCCAGGUUCAUGAAGAUGGUUUCAGGACUGCAAUGUGGCGGCACAGUGGUGUAGUGGUUAGCACUGUCACCUCACAGCAAGAAGGUUCUGGGUUCGAGUCCAGCGGCUGACGGGGGCCUUUCUGUGUGGUGUUUGCAUGUUCUCCCCGUGUCUGUGUGGGUUUCCUCCAGGUGCUCUGGUUUCCCCCACAGUCCAAAGACAUGCAGUUAGGUUAACAUGGGACAGCCUUGGGCUGAAGUGCCCAAGAGUGGCAGUGUGCACGUAUGCAGCGGCUUUGUUCUCCUAUGACGAACUAAAUUUCGUUGUGCAGUGACAAUAAAGGCCUUCUUCUUAAUGUAUGCAUUUUAGCCAGAGAAGACCAGUGGUUUGAAAGAGGAGUAAAAGAAGCCAUCUCUGUCAACUUGGAAUGACCAUCACUGAACAGAGGAGGCAGUCUGAGACACCAGUUACACUGGUCAACAAUUUUUCAGAAGUUGUCUGCUUCAGAGAUGAAAUUGGCUGUUUGUUAUGAAAUUUGGUGUGUUGAAUUCAAAUAUGACAAUUAAAACAGCUGAUUGGCUUCGGCUUCCAAUAUAUUUAAGAUUUUACAUUUUAUACUUAUGUACAUUGUGUAGAUAGUAAGGUUUUAAGUAUAAAUUGUAAACCUAGGUCUCUUCAUGUGUUUAUGGUUGGUUUACAUGAUAUUUCACCUGUUCUCUUUAUGUAAGACUAGAAAAUCAGCAAAAAGUUUAUAUAAAUAAAAUGUAUUAUGAACCAAAUGGCAAAGAAAAAAAAACAGUUAUGUAUGAGUACUGAAUAGGUUUAGUCCUUUUUCAGUGUGUACUCAGUACUUUUUGGCAGCUUGUCUUUUGUAUUCAUGAAACGGAGCAUGUCUUGUCAAGCAAAGACUUAAUCUCGAUUGCAUAGCACUAUGAUUUUUUUUGAGCAGAUAUCAGGCAAUUUGUUCAGCAGUGAUGUAAGUUAAUUUAUGAUUGCAUCAUCAAUGACUUCUAGGAAUAACAUGAUAUCAUGUAUGAUGCAAUACCGGCUUCAGAUUGCAUUUUGCCAAAAAAACAAGUAAGUACUAUCCAAACCCAAUCAUAGAUUUAUUCAUAGAACCAAUCUUGAAAACUAGAGCCAAUGAACAAUUUUAAGUUUCACUUUCAUUCUCAGCGACCCAGAAUUAGUAAAGUUUGAUUAUAUUUAUUUCGGAAGCACUUUGGUUGUAGACCAGUGUUAUCACUACUUAUUGGCAGAGAGAGCCAGUGACCCACAGAUCACCCUAACGGCCCUCUAGGCUGCUAGCACCGUUCACACCCAGCCUCCACUGACCCUAACAACCUACAGGAUGUCUGAGGGGGGCAACGACCCAUGUGACCUGAAUGACCCUCCUUAAGGCCAAUUUAUGCUGACAACCCAGUCCUCGCAGAUGGCGUCGCAGAUAGCGUCUGCGUAGCCCCCCACCUUCGCAGACGCUCUGCGCUCACCUCCCAAAAAUUGUGACCACCUCAGAAGCCUCGCAGACAGCGUCGCAGACAAGAGGGCUCUGAUUGGUCCACUCUACAUCCGCUGUACACGCACUUCCGCUUCCCUACUUUCCCGGUUUGGUUUGUUUUCAUGACCACCAUUUUUAAAAACACGAGCGAAGAUGGAGCAGCACGAAGAGCGGUUGAUCGAGGAAGUGAGGAAGUACGUACAUCUAUACGACUCCAGUUCUAGUCAUUAUAAGUAACCAGAGGAUAAACACUCCACUAACCACACCCACCAACUACUCCUAGCGAUUUUGCGACUUCGCGCCCCCUUGCGUUGUGGCGGUGAAUAACAUCGCGCACGCCUAUUACUCCCCGCUCAACGAUAAAUUACAACUGUCUGCGAAAAGCUAUCUGCGAAAGCCUUGUCGCAAGAGCAUGCAGAGGCCCUUAGGGUUGCUUUUAGUCCACUAGAGGAUAAAUACCUGAACUGAAGAAGCCUUUCGGAUGAGAGGUGAAACGUCUUCAAGGAUUUCAAGCAAGUCCAGUUACCUUCUUUAGCACCUACGGUUAAAGAUUAAGUGGAUUAAAGAAAGAGGUGCUAGUUAGCAAAGGCUCAUACUUUAGCUGUCAUCUUAUAGUCCAGUCAUAUAACUUGGUUCCUCUUGUGUUAAAAAAAAGGCAGCUCUUGCUUUGGAUUCUGUAUCAGUCUUCACUUACCAAAACAUAAAAAUGUUUGCCUUCAGCAAUAGUCAAGGCCACUACAGUCAAAUACGAUGCCACUAUGGUUUGCUCUUAAUAAACAAUUUCCUACUAAAAUCAGAUAGUAAUGAAAGUAUAUUGUAUAUAAUGGAAAGUACGAAUGUAGUUUAUUUAACCAGAGGAUUUAAUAGUACACAAGGGCUCUGGGAUAAUGUGUACAUGUUUGAACGUGACCUAAAUCCACUAAGUUAUUUUCUUUCCUUUUUUUUUUUUUUUUUCCAAAAUUUUCAAAGUCAAGACUGGUACCUAUAUUGUGCUUUCACUAAAUAUCUACUAUGGAAUAAUAAGCAAAGUGCUUUUAAACUUAAAUCCGUUGCUUACAAAUGUGCCACUUGAUGUCUGUUAGGAUGUUUAAUUUAUUUUAUAAAUGGAAAAUGCCAAAAUAAGGGGUUAUUUAUAUACAUAUAAAUAUAUAUAAAUGUAUAAAUAUACAUAUGAUUAAAUAGUGUGUAGUUUAAGAAUAUAUUUCAUGUUAGAGGCUUUUUGCACCAGUUGGAUGUUCUGUGACUUUCAUGUCAAUUUUUUUGCUAUACAGUUUGCAGAGAAAAAUAUUUUGCAGAACAAUGUUGCUUUGAAAUUCAUCUGUUUGUACUGUUUAUUUGGGUUUGGGGUUUUUUUGUUUGUUUUUUAAGCUGUCUGCGGCUAGUCAAUGGACCAUUCUGUCUGUGUUUUUGUAUUUAUAUUGUAUUUGUCAAACUUCUAGCAAUGGGAACUACUAAAAAAAAAUACUGUUGUUAUCCUGCUACUUUAAUACUGUUUUAUAGUAUGUGUACCAAUAAAC